Messenger RNA from Peromyscus leucopus (white-footed mouse), 942 nucleotides. Its product is annotated as olfactory receptor 2A1/2A42-like. The record is from RefSeq and is a predicted model, not a curated record. Gene Ontology annotation, molecular function: G protein-coupled receptor activity; olfactory receptor activity. Gene Ontology annotation, biological process: G protein-coupled receptor signaling pathway. The transcript has a single exon. Lineage: Eukaryota; Metazoa; Chordata; Mammalia; Rodentia; Cricetidae. Gene Ontology annotation, cellular component: membrane. Bases 1 to 942 code for a protein of 313 amino acids.
AUGGAGGAAAAUCAGACAAUGGUCACAGAGUUUGUCCUGCUGGGAUUCUGCCUUGGCCCAAAGAUUCACCAAAUUCUUUUUGCAUGUUUCUCACUCUUCUAUGCCUUCACUUUGCUGGGGAAUGGGGUCAUCCUUGGAAUAAUCUGUGGAGACUCCAGACUCCACAGCCCCAUGUACUUCUUCCUCUGUCAUCUGGCCAUCGUUGACAUUGCCUAUGCCUGCAACACUGUGCCCCAGAUGCUGGUGAACCUUCUAGAUCCAUCCAAGCCUAUUUCCUUUGCUGGAUGCAUGACGCAGACCUUCCUCUUCAUGGCUUUUGCACACACAGAAUGUCUCCUCCUUGUGGUAAUGUCCUAUGAUCGGUAUGUGGCCAUCUGCCACCCACUUCGAUAUUCUUCCAUCAUGAGCUGGAGAGACUGUGCUGCUCUAGUUAUCACAUCCUGGACAUGUGGCUCCCUCCUUAGUAUGGUUCAUAUGAGCCUCAUCCUGAGGCUGCCCUUCUGUGGACCUCAUGAAGUCAAUCACUUCUUCUGUGAAAUCCUGUCUGUCCUCAAGCUGGCCUGUGCUGACACAACACUCAACAAAGUUGUCAUCUUUGCAGCUUCUGUGUUCAUCUUAGUGGGACCCUUAUGCUUGGUGCUGGUCUCCUACACACGCAUCCUGGUGUCUGUUCUGAGGAUGCAGUCAGGGGACGGCCGAAAGAAGGCCUUCUCUACCUGCUCCUCCCACCUCUGUGUGGUCGGGCUCUUCUUUGGCAGCGCCAUCGUCAUGUACAUGGCCCCCAAGUCUCAGCACCCUGAGGAACAGCAGAAGAUCCUUUUCCUAUUUUAUAGUUUUUUCAACCCCAUGCUGAACCCCAUGAUCUACAGCCUGAGAAAUGCUGAGGUCAAGGGUGCUCUCAGGAGGGCACUGUGCAAAGAAACUCAUUCCCAGUUGGUGUGA